UUGGAAAAAACCCUCGCAGCGGACAAAGAACGUCUACUUCACUUUCUUUCGUCUUCCCAACCAAGCACCUCGAUUCUAGAGAGAGAGAGAGAGAGAGAGAGAGAGAGAGAAUGCAAGAGAGAGAUGGUUCGAAAGAGGAGGAGGAGUUGGUAACGCCAGGUGAAGUGCUGGGGAAGGCGUCGGAGUUGAAGGCGGGAAGAGGGGCCUACGUCGCACCUCACGGCAACACCGUGUACGCCGCCCUCACUGGGCGCCGAUCCCUCAUCCCUCCUCCGCCCGACUCGUCCGACCAGAGACCAACAGUUGAAGUUACAGGUCACAAGGCCCAUGGAGCUGUUCCUGAGCCUGGGUCUAUUGUCAUUGCUCGUGUGACUAAAGUGAUGGUUAGAAUGGCUUCGGCUGACAUAAUGUGUGUUGGACCCAAAUCUGUUCGAGAAAAGUUCACUGGCAGUAUUAGGCAACAAGAUGUUAGAGCAACUGAGAUUGACAAGGUGGAUAUGCACUCGUCUUUCCGCCCUGGGGAUAUUGUUAGAGCUUUAGUUCUGUCCCUUGGAGAUGCUCGGGCAUACUAUCUAUCAACUGCCAAAAAUGAAUUGGGUGUUGUAUCUGCGGAAAGCACAGCAGGUGCAGCAAUGGUCCCAAUUAGUUGGACAGAGAUGCAGUGCCCUCUGACAGGCCAAAUUGAGCAGAGGAAAGUUGCUAAAACUGAGUCUUCAUAAUACCACAUAAUCAAGGAUGGAUUGGAAGUGAUCUACGCCUGUAGCCAACUACUAAUGCUUUGAUGAAGGGACUCUGUAUUGAGGUUAACGUAGUUUUAUACAUACCUUCUUAUUUGAUACUCAAUGUGGCUUUGUUGAGCAACCAUAUUUUUUGCUGCAGUCUGUCGUUUUGACCUGCCUUUGCCAGCAAUGUUGGUUCAACUGGUAAGGUUUAUAUGUUACUUUUUGGUCUCUAAGAUUGUAGUGAUCCUGAUCCCCCAAUUGCAAAAUUAGAGAGAAUCCAUGUGGCUUUACAUUA
Rhododendron vialii is the source of this 1017-nucleotide messenger RNA. RefSeq lists its product as uncharacterized. Gene Ontology annotation, cellular component: nuclear exosome (RNase complex); cytoplasm. The record is from RefSeq and is a predicted model, not a curated record. The coding region runs from base 111 to 719 and encodes 202 amino acids. The transcript is spliced from 6 exons. Gene Ontology annotation, biological process: RNA processing. Gene Ontology annotation, molecular function: RNA binding. Lineage: Eukaryota; Viridiplantae; Streptophyta; Magnoliopsida; Ericales; Ericaceae.